CACAUCAGUAUACCGGUACACUUUUAACAUAAAAAGUACCUCAUUGUCAUUGUAAAAUAUGCUUGUGCUUAUAAUACCAGUAUCUUAUGUCAGGUGGCAAUUGCAGGUUUCUUUGUUUGGGUUCAGUCCGCUCUAGCUAGGAAACCGAUUUUUGAAUAAAAAUAAACAACGUACGUAUGUUCGUCCGCGAUAGGUCUACAUGUGUUUUAUUAAUAUAGACUUUUCAUUUAUUUCUAACUUUGUUUACUGAGGUUGUGGAGGAUAUACAACUAGUUGAAGAAAAUGAGUCGUUCCGGAAGAAGAACGCCGCCUCUGAUGCAAGCCCAAAGGAUGGCCAAUGCGAACGCCGAGGGCGACGCCAGCUUUCUCGCACAGUUACUAGCUGUGCAGCAGUCAGGGGGAGGAGCUGUAGGGGGAGUACUUAAGAAAAUUAACGAAGUCGAAGAAGCAGUCACGAUCCUUCAGUCAGAUAUGGUAGAUGCUAAAAAACAGUUACUGGAUUUUGAUCAGAAGUUUUCAGAGAUGACUUUGUCCCUAGAGAAUAUUAAGCGUGACAAAGAUAACCCCAAAUUGGAUCUUAAAAUGCAAGAAUUACGACAAAGAGUUCACGGACUGGAAACCCAGCUCGACGCUUGGGGGCAUUUUGAAGACGAAUCCAUUCGAAGCAUAUCGGAUCAAUUGGAGGGCCUUGGUGACUGUGACAUUAACGAUGGAGAUAGGAUUGCCAGUACAGAAGAUAUCUACACAGCUGAGAUGGGAAGUGAGGCCAAAAAGGAUGGCACGGAGGUGACAGGAGCAAACAAGGGGGAACCUGACACUGAGGAGAAGUUUUCUGCCAUAUUAAAACGACCAAUGACAGAAAAGUCGAAGAAAGUUCUUGUUGAUUGCAUCGGCCUUCUUGGAAACCAUCCAGACCUGAAUAGCGUAAUUGGAGUACUGUUUGAAAACAGCAUCCUCUCCUCGUCUGAGUUGAUGCGUUUAGAAUCCGUACAGACGACAGCUGAACAGAGUAAAAUAUUACUAACGAAGAUAUUGCCCGCGAAGGCAGAAGGAGCAUUCUGGGGUUUUCGAAAAGCUUUGGCUUCAUUACCCCAUACAGAAUUUUUGAUUGGUAUCUUGGACGAUAAAUUACAUAGAGGAAGAAACGUUGUACGUCCAGACGGAAGGUCUAACGGUCUGGACACUGUUCUCCUGUUGGACACCUCUGGCAGCAUGUCCGGAGAGGCCUUUGACCAGAUGAUACAGGCCGUGAAAAGUAUCCUGGACAAUAUGGAGUACAGUGCUGACAUCUAUGGUUUCACAGAGAAUGUCUCUCUCAUUACUGUUGGCGGAUAUAAACAGUCACGUGUCCUAGUAUCCCUGUCAUGUGACUACCAAAGAGCCAGGAGGAUUCUGGAAACAUUAAAACCUGAGGGAAUGUCACCAUUAGCACCUGCCAUUCGGGAAGCGCAGAGGGAGAUACAAAGGAACGGUGCUUCUCUCCACGUAUCCGGCCGUAAGGUGGCGCCACGUAUCUACGUAUUUACAGACGGCAUACCAAGUGACGAAGAUGAAUAUCGUACCUCUGAUCUUACGGAGGGGAAUAUGGCCGCUAAAUACAAAACGAUGACAGCAGUGCAGGUGUACCAAGAUGAAGACCGCAGGAAUAAAGCCGACAUCAGUUUUGUUGGUUGUGGAUCUAAAGUUGAUAUGAUAUUUUUGGAGUCCGCCUCCAAGAUAGGGAAAGGAAAGUAUGUGAGAGCAGACGAUCCAGAGGCUGUGGACAGAAUUGGAGGAUACUACCGAAGAGUAGUAUGGGUUUACCGAUUUGCUGCUCCUUUUCGAGAUACGUCCACAAUGAAGCAGUUGGCAGCCCAGGAUAAGGAAACGUUCCGCAACUGGCUGACGGCCACGAAGUCCGGGGAGAUCAACCAGAAAGACCUAAGCGAAUUUGAUGUGAACGAAAUGUACAGCAUGCUGGUUGCGCUGGCUACGGAGAAAAGAGAGACCGAGAGAUACAGUUCGUCGGACACUGACUCAGACCCAGCCCUUAAAGUGGAACUGCCCCUGGGGAGUAGGGUUAGGCGAGGGCCGGACUGGGCGGGGCAGUCCGAAGACGCCGAUGGACCUGGAACAGUGGUCGAACAUCAGAAAGGAAGAAAAGUACUAGUGAAAUGGGAUUAUACAGACGCCAUAGGGGUCUACAGAUUUGGUGAAAACAACUGCUAUGACGUCAUGCCUACAGACGAACCCAGAAUCCUCCGCGCAGAUCAGUUGAUCGACGUUGGUGUGAAAGUUGUGAGAGGCCCAGAUUGGGAAUGGGGAGACCAAGAUGGCGGCGAGGGGAACGUUGGAACCGUGUAUAAGGUUGAACAGAGAGGAGCUGUUUGGGUCCAGUGGCCGAA
This is a messenger RNA of Lingula anatina, 2384 nucleotides long. RefSeq lists its product as uncharacterized. The record is from RefSeq and is a predicted model, not a curated record. NCBI's taxonomy places the organism in Eukaryota, Metazoa, Brachiopoda, Lingulata, Lingulida, Lingulidae. Gene Ontology annotation, biological process: protein ubiquitination; regulation of apoptotic process. Gene Ontology annotation, molecular function: metal ion binding; ubiquitin-protein transferase activity. Gene Ontology annotation, cellular component: cytoplasm.